AUGACAACUCCCUUGAGCGAGGAUCUCUUGGGCCUGCUCUCCUCGAGACGGGGGAAGCAACGCCUCCGAGCGCUGCAGACUCAGAGCGGCGCCCACGCCGAGCUGGACUUUCAAUGGCGAGCAUUGCACCUUUGUGGCACACGCCACGCUAUCCUGAAUGCCCUGGCCCUCUUGGAGCUCAUGGAAGGCUUCACCGUGAAGUUGCCCUCGGCGCUGUGGACGGAACUCCUUCGAUGCAGGAACCUGGGGGUUGAUGAAGCUCCGAUGUCACUGGCGCGGAUCCAGGAAAUUCUUGGCCGUCGUGUGCACGUGGAACGCGAGACCUUUGCACUCCGUGUCUUCGCCCCCCUGGCCGAAAGGGCAGCGACUGCUGAGACUGUGCAGACGCUGGCAUCUCUGUGCACCAAGCAAACGAUUGAACUGCCGGCUGACUGCGAUUGGAAUAUCAUCAAGGAGCUGCAGACAUCGGAGAAAGUCACGAUGAAGGUGGAAGGGAACCGGGUGGAGUUGAUUGGCAUUGUGGCGGCCGUGGAGCAGGCGACAAAGGACCUGAAGAAACGACUUGACUGCGUUGCCGCGGAGACUACGGAAGAGGCAAAGCCGAUACUGCUGGGAGCUGCGCUGAACAAGCCAAAGGCCGAUGCCACGCAGUGGUGUGGGAGAGAUGAGACACCACAGAUGGUGUCGCUGGUGAGGCCACCCCCGGGUUUGACGCACUCAGAG
Messenger RNA from Symbiodinium sp. CCMP2456, 723 nucleotides. The record is from the annotation of a GenBank genome assembly. NCBI's taxonomy places the organism in Eukaryota, Dinophyceae, Suessiales, Symbiodiniaceae.